This is a messenger RNA of Sclerotinia sclerotiorum 1980 UF-70, 1788 nucleotides long. RefSeq lists its product as hypothetical. Gene Ontology annotation, molecular function: tripeptidyl-peptidase activity; serine-type endopeptidase activity. Gene Ontology annotation, biological process: proteolysis. Bases 1 to 1788 code for a protein of 595 amino acids. NCBI's taxonomy places the organism in Eukaryota, Fungi, Ascomycota, Leotiomycetes, Helotiales, Sclerotiniaceae. The transcript has 3 exons. The record is from RefSeq and is a predicted model, not a curated record.
AUGAUGUACCCCAAGACCGCCAUUUGUGCGGGAUUGCUCUCUCAAGCUCUCCCAGCAUAUGGUGCCGUUAUGGAAAAACUGGCCGCAGUUCCUAGCGGAUGGACUGUUGCAGAAACAGAUUCAAGUACAGCUAUCACUCUCACAGUUGGUCUUGCAAUGCAAAAUCUCGAUCAAUUAGAGGCCAAACUUAUUGCUGUUUCAACACCCGGAAAUGCGGAUUAUGGAAAUCAUCUCGAUGCUGAUGAGGCUAAUGCUUUAUUUGCUCCUUCUGCCGAUGCAAGUAAUGCUGUUACUUCAUGGUUGACGAGUGCUGGUGCCCAAAACAUUGUGAGCGAUGGAUCGACUGUUACUUUUGCGGCAACCAUUGAGAAGGCCAAUUCGAUCCUCAAUGCAACUUUCCAGACCUAUACAAGUAAUGGCGUAACAAAAGUCAGAACUACUCAAUACUCGGUUCCGGAUCAUCUUGCUGAACACAUCGAUCUCAUCUCUCCAACAACUUAUUUCGGAAAGACCGUCGCAAAUGCUCCAACUAAGGUUACAAAGAAAGAUACCUCAGCUACCAAAGUUACAGUUGAUGCUUCUUGCUCAACAUCCAUCACUCCUAAAUGUAUCAAGGAAUUGUACAAUGUUGGAGACUAUACCCCUUCAGUUUCUUCCGGUAGCAGAAUCGGAUUCGGUAGUUUCCUCAAUCAAUCAGCUCUUUAUUCUGAUCUUUUCCAAUACGAGAAAUACUUUGAUAUCCCACAACAAAACUUCUCAGUUACUCUCAUCAAUGGAGCUACCAAUGAUCAGAAUCCAGCUACUGCUCAAAACGGAGAGGCUAACCUUGAUGUUCAAAACAUUAUUGGUGUUGCUCAUCCUUUACCUGUUCAGGAAUUCAUCACUGGUGGUUCACCACCAUUCGUUCCUAAUAUUGAUGUGCCAACUGCCGCAGAUAACUCUAAUGAGCCAUAUUUGCCAUAUUAUCAAUACUUGAUGACUCAACCAAACUCCGCUAUCCCACAAGUUAUCUCAAACUCUUAUGGUGAUGAUGAAGAUACAGUUCCAUAUGCUUAUGCCGUUCGAGUCUGCAACUUAAUCGGUAUCAUGGGUCUUCGAGGUAUCUCCAUCCUCGAAUCAUCAGGAGAUACCGGUGUAGGAGCAGGAUGCGUUGCAAACGAUGGAAAAGAUACACCAUACUUCCAACCUCAAUUCCCCGGUACAUGUCCAUACAUUACAUCAGUUGGAGGAACCCAAUCAGUUUCUCCCGAAGUCGCUUGGGAUGAUGGGUCAGGAGGAUUCUCAAACUAUUUCCCAACCGCCUGGUAUCAAACCGCUGCUGUAGCUGAAUAUUUAACCGAACAUAUCACUCCAUCCACAAGGAAAUACUACGAGAGCUAUACCAAUUUCUCCGGAAGAGGAUUCCCAGAUAUUUCCGCUCACAGUUUAACUCCUGAUUACCAAGUCGUCUACUCCGGCGAACUCUCCCCCUCAGGAGGUACAUCCGCCGCCGCCCCCGUCGUAGCAGCCAUCCUCGGUCUCCUCAACGACGCCCGCUUCAAAGCAGGUAAAUCCGCCCUCGGUUUCGUCAACCCUCUCCUCUAUCUCCUCGGCACAAGCGCUCUUAACGAUAUCACUGGCGGUGGAAGCGUAGGCUGUAAUGGUGUUAAUGGACAAACGGGCGCUAAGAUUCCAAAUGGUGCGGUGAUUCCUUAUGCGACGUGGAAUGCGACGAAGGGAUGGGAUCCGGUUACUGGGUUGGGAACGCCAGAUUUUGAGAAAUUGAAGGAGUUGGUUUUGAGUUAUUAG